ACCAUGAAGACUAUUAUCUUCGUUUUAGCUCUGAUCGGCUUGACUCUUGCAGCCCCGAAGUCCUCCAGACCACACUUCCGUCGUAGCUCCAAACAAAUCAAUCCAUCACCAAGAGUUGUAGGAGGAAACAUUGCAGAACCUCAUUCCUUACCAUAUCAAGUUUUUCUUGAAUUUUAUACUGAAACUUAUGGAAAGUACUGCGGUGGUUCCCUCAUUUCACAAAACUAUGUUCUAACAUCUGCAUCGUGUGCUAAUGGUACCGUCGAGGUGUUGGUAACUCUUGGUGCUCACAAUAUCUAUCUCACAGAACCCACCCAAAUCAACGUUUACAGCACAGACAUUAUCGUUCAUGAAGGUUUUAACGAAGAUUAUGGGUGGGAUAAUGACAUCGCUGUUGUUAAACUCCCGAAAAGUAUCAGUUACACUGAUGCCAUCCAACCAGUUGCACUACCAAAAAGAGCUGAUAUUGCUAGAGAGUACGUCGGACAAGUGGGACGAAUUGCCGGGUGGGGCUCAGAUGAUGGUUUUUGGGACGCAAUAUUCGAUGUUUUACGAUAUUUUGAUACUACUGUUAUAAGCAGUGACGAUGAAGAUUGUCGGUUGUAUAUAACGCCGAUAGACAUGUUUUGCACUGCUGGAGAGUACAAUGGUACCUAUGUAGGUCCUUGUAAUGGAGACCAAGGCAGUGGUUUUGUAUCGGAUGGGGUUCUUAUUGGAAUAAAUGCCUUUAAUGUUUAUUGUUUGGAAGGUAUGCCUGGAUUUCAUACCAGGGUUGCCACCUACUUGAAUUGGAUUAGUGAUAAUACUGAUGCUAUUAUAAAAUAA
Messenger RNA from Zophobas morio, 825 nucleotides. RefSeq names its product brachyurin-like. The transcript has 3 exons. The coding region runs from base 4 to 825 and encodes 273 amino acids. The record is from RefSeq and is a predicted model, not a curated record. Gene Ontology annotation, molecular function: serine-type endopeptidase activity. NCBI's taxonomy places the organism in Eukaryota, Metazoa, Arthropoda, Insecta, Coleoptera, Tenebrionidae. Gene Ontology annotation, biological process: proteolysis.